AUGCUGUGCUUUGCUCUUAAAUGUGGUCUUAUUGCAACCACAGCUUUUCUUCUCCCCCAGGUACAGCCCUGGACACCAGAAUCACCCGUUAGAGAUGAUACAUCUCUGAAUGGCAUCCGCCUCAUUUGCACGGAUGGCUCAGAAAUUCAAUCUGCUGUUGGACCGUGAGUAGCUUUAAAUAUUCCAUUCCUUGGCUUUGUUGUUAGAAAGAAGUAUGGAACCAAAUCUGGCAAGUUCUUGCCUUUUCCCUGAGUUCUUGAGGAGGAUACAUCUUGAAUUAUGGUGACUUACUCAUGGACUGCCAAACCUGAGUGCAUCAACAACACAACAGGGUUGGGAUGUGAUAAAAUAGCGAAAUGCAAUGUAGCAAAAGAUAGUAUUACUCGGGCAACUGUUACACAGCUGGAAAUCUAAACAACCAUGAAAGUAACAGGAGUAAUUUUUUUCUUAGUGAACAUUUAUAUAUUUGAAUCUUGAUAGCAGAAGAAUCCACUCAUAAAUCAACAGUUGCUCAACAUUCGGAUGUAGUUCCAGUAUACAUCACAUUUCCUUCCCAAGGAAUUAAUCAUCGAGCUAACAAAAUUAAAUAAAACAAAAUUCCAGUCUACAUCUAUUUCCAUAUGAGGUGAAUAAAAUGUGAAGAGAAUGCAUACAUGCAACAUUACCUGUGUAACAAAAUGUAGGCCGUAUUAGAUUGGAACAAGGGUAAAAAAUGACAAAAUAACUCAUCUAAUGACAGAAGGAUAUAAAAUUUAUACCACCCACCGUUGCUGAUAUGAAAAGUCUUAUAAAAUGCACCUGUCCCUGUUUGCAUAUUUCCUGAAGGAAGAACAGAAAAGAGGCACACUGCCUUUUGUUUGUUAGCCUUCCUUAAGGAAUAUGAAUAGGCCUCACAAAUAUAAAGGUAAAGUAAGGACCAGCCACAAACUCAGCUGAACACAAUUAAAUAUAUCCUGCAAAUUCUAUUGUUGAAUUCUAACCAUAUGGGUCCAGUGUAUUCAGUUUAUAAAUAUACCUCCAUUCCAUUUGUGAAAGCUUCCUGGUCCUGAGCGCAGGCACGAUGAGACAACUGGGAAGUCCACCUUUUCUAAGGCAGGCUUCUUCAGGCUCGUGUACUCCUGGUCUUUUGGACUACAAUUCCCAUAAGCACAGGACAACACAUGGAGGUAACAGGAGCUUUAGUCCACCACAUCAGGAAGACACCAGGUAGAGGGAAGCUGGUCUAAAGCACUGAUGAGCUGACAUUUUGAUCUGGAAACCAAGCCUUAUGAGCAAUAGUUGAAGGAGCUAGGUAUGUUUAGCCUGGAAAAGAGAAGGCUUAGAGGAGAUAUGAUAGACAUCUUCAAAUAUCUCAAGGGAUGUUACAAGGAAGAAGGAACAAGCUUGUUUUUUCCUGAUCUGGAGGGUACCUCUUGAGCCAAUGGUUUCAAGUUACACAAAAGGAGAUUCUGACUAAACAUAUGGAAAAACUUUCUGACAGUAAGAUCUAUUCGACAGUGGAAUGCUCUCUCUUGGGAGGUUGUGGACUCUCCUUCCUUGAAGGUUUUUAAGCAGAGGUUGGUUGGCCAUCUGCCUUGGUUGCUAUAGCUGAGAUUCCUGCAUUGCAGGGGGCUAGGCUAGAUGACCCUUCGGAUCCCUUCCAACUCUACAAUUUGAUGAUUCUCUCUUGGAGCACUAAGAUAUUCUCUAUAUUCCCAAGGGACAGCAAAGAGGCAACCAGUAGAAGAGAAAGCUGGAUAGAGUAGCCAAAAGGGAUUAAAGAAUUAAUUUCCAUGCAGUUUCCACCUGCCCCAACCCACACUUCUGGGUUCCCCCAUCACAGAGCCAGUUAUUGUAAGAUGCAUUUCAGAUCAGUAUUUAGCAAGGAAGCUUGGAGAGGUCUCUUCUGUUUCCUUAUUUCUUAUCCAGGUGAUAACAUGUAUUGGGAUUUGCUUUUUUAAAACCUUAAUUUUUUUAAAACAAAAACAAAAUAACAAUAGAAAUAAAAAUGUGCACCCCACCACCAAGACUAUUCUUUAUCAAAAAGAUCCAACUUUCCAAAAACUUAACAGUUCUUGAGAUGGUUUGACCCCUUUUUUGUUAUAACAAUACAAAUUCCACCAAUACCUUCUAUAUUUCCUCAAUUUCAAAGCUCCCUGGAUUCUUUGGGGGAAGCCAUAUGCUUCAAAUGUGUGUUGAAUGGGCACUGAAUGUAUGGUGAAGACGUGACUUGAGCAAACAUUUCUUCAGAGUAUUAACACCACUAUCUUUGUCAGGUAUGGAACAUGGACAAAGGCUGAGAUUUGUCCUGAAGGCCGUCUAAUUUCAUAUUCUCUGAGAGUACUAGAAUAUCAAGGAAUCGUGGAUGACACAGCAGCUGACAAUAUCAGGUUCAGCUGUGAAAAUGCGGGUGUCCUGACAGGCCGUUCAACUGACUGGGGUACAUAUGGUCCAUGGAGUCAACAAUGUACUAAUGGUGCCAUAUGUGGAAUUCAGACAAGAAUUGACAACGAGUUGGGAACAGGCGACAUCACAGGACUUAACGAUGUGAAGUUCUACUGCUGCGACUGA
Podarcis lilfordi (Lilford's wall lizard) is the source of this 2550-nucleotide messenger RNA. NCBI's taxonomy places the organism in Eukaryota, Metazoa, Chordata, Lepidosauria, Squamata, Lacertidae. The record is from the annotation of a GenBank genome assembly.